This is a messenger RNA of Ceratitis capitata (Mediterranean fruit fly), 2614 nucleotides long. Its product is annotated as ATP-dependent RNA helicase p62-like. Lineage: Eukaryota; Metazoa; Arthropoda; Insecta; Diptera; Tephritidae. The record is from RefSeq and is a predicted model, not a curated record. Gene Ontology annotation, cellular component: ribonucleoprotein complex; nucleus; cytoplasm. Gene Ontology annotation, molecular function: RNA helicase activity; ATP binding; RNA binding. The coding region runs from base 196 to 2007 and encodes 603 amino acids. The transcript is spliced from 3 exons.
CUCUCCGGACAUAUCCUAAAAAAUGCCAAAUAAUUUUCUCUGCGGCGUUUUUGCUACUUUUAUCAGUAAUUUGGAAAAAAAUAAUACCAAUUAGAAACUCGAAAUAUCACAAUAUAUUUAUAUUUGAAAAUAGUACGAAACGUAAUAAGGGUAAAAAGACAGUGAGAACUUUAUAUUUUAUUGUUUACUGAGAAAAUGCCACAACCCCGGAUUGGGAAUCGCCGAGAUAACGGUAGAGGAGGUGCUGGUAAUAGUGGCGGAGGUAGUAAUAUGCGAGAUGGUGGGCGAAGCAGAGGUGGUGGAGGUGGUGGCAGAGGACGCGAUGAUGGUAUACGUUCCGGGCGUGUAGAGAAGCGGUUUGAUGAUCGUGGUCGUCGGGGUGGCACUGUAGGAGGUGGUAGCAACAGCAACAAUGAUUUUGCCGGACUACGCACCAUAAAUUGGUCAGACAUGCGCCUGCCGCCCUUCCAGAAAAACUUCUACCAAGAACACUCAAAAACCCGCAAUCGUCCUCCACAAGAAGUAGAAAGAUAUCGCGCCGCUCAUCAGAUAACAGUUCGUGGUCCAGCACCCAAUCCCAUACAGUACUUCGACGAAGCUUGCUUCCCCGAUUAUUGCCUACACGAAAUUAGACAUCAGCGAUAUACGGAACCAACGCCAAUACAAGCACAAUCAUGGCCAAUCGCAAUGAGCGGGAGCAAUCUCGUCGGUAUCGCUAAGACUGGUUCUGGAAAAACUCUUGCUUUCAUUCUACCCGCUAUAGUACACAUAAAUAAUCAAACGCCACUGCAACGCGGUGAUGGACCUAUCGCGUUAGUUUUGGCACCAACGCGAGAAUUGGCACAGCAGAUACAAACCGUGGCAAAUGAUUUUGGCUCGAGUGUUUAUGUGCGUAACACUUGUAUAUUUGGCGGUACACCAAAGGGGAAACAAGCAAAUGAUUUAGAGCGCGGUGUUGAAAUUGUAAUUGCUACGCCCGGUAGAUUGCUAGAUUUUCUAUCAAAUGGCGUAACAAAUUUGCGUCGCUGCACUUAUCUGGUAUUAGAUGAAGCAGAUCGAAUGUUGGAUAUGGGAUUUGAGCCGCAAAUACGAAAAAUUCUCGGACAAAUAAGGCCCGAUAGACAGAUACUUAUGUGGAGUGCAACAUGGCCAAAAGAGGUGCGACAACUUGCUGAAGACUUCCUCGGAUCAUAUAUACAGGUCAACAUAGGCUCAUUGGAGUUAUCUGCCAAUCACAAUAUACGACAAUAUGUGGACGUAUGCAAUGAGCAUGAUAAAGGUGCAAAAUUAAAAGAUUUACUCUCUCACAUAUAUGAUCAGUCGCACUCGCCGGGUAAAAUUAUAAUUUUUGUUGCAACGAAGAAAAAAGUUGAUGAACUAUCGCGCUUUAUCAAUGGGUUCGGUGUACGUGUCGGCUCCAUACAUGGCGAUAAAUCGCAGAUCGAUCGUGACAAUGUCUUGGCAGAGUUUCGUAGCGGUCGUGCAAAUAUCUUGGUGGCAACCGAUGUAGCCGCGCGAGGUUUGGAUGUGGACGGCAUCAAGUAUGUCAUCAACUUUGAUUUUCCACAAUCGUCCGAAGACUAUAUCCAUCGAAUAGGUCGUACCGGACGCAAACAUUCCACGGGUACAUCAUAUGCAUUUUUCACACGAAAGAACGCCAAAUGUGCUCGAGCCUUGAUUGAUAUACUGCGUGAGGCCAAUCAAAAUGUCAAUCCCGAAUUAGAGUAUAUAGCGCGAAGUGCUGGCUCAAGUGGUGGUCGUAGUCGUGGUGGACGUGGCGGAAAUGGUAAUAGUGGUAGCAGCAGCAUGGGAUAUAAGCGGCGUGGUGGUGGAAACGUAUUUAGCUCUGGCGGCGGCAUGAGUGGAAAUUCUGGUUCAGGCUCGGCGUCUGGCUACGGCAAUGGCUAUCGUGGUGGAAAUGUCGGGGGGUAUAGUAAUAAUAGCACUGCUAGUGGUAACUAUUCGAAUGGCGGUUUGAGAUCGCGUAACUACAAUUCACGGCAUUAAAUGCAGGAUGAACUCGGCCAGCAAGCUAAGAAGCUUUGUUUCGAAUUAAAUGAAUAUAAACAUUUAAAGCAUGAAUUUUCCAUAAUAUCGUUUUCGAAUUUCGCAACGUUUCAUUAAGCAAAGAAUUUUUGGAAUUGGCAUAUAAGGUUACAUGGUGGAAGUCAGUUAAAACCUUAACUUUGGAUGAAAUGCUGCUAUGCAUUGAAUGAGUGCUCAUGGCGCAUUGUACAUAUAUACCUUGCCAGAGUCCCCCAACUUUGAUCAUAAGGAAAAUUAAUUUUCGAAUUGAUAAAAUUUUGCACACAUACAUUGACCGAGUGAGUGAAGGUUAAUUUUAUUGCGGUAAAUAUUUGGCAUUCACAUAAGGCAAACAGAAGUAAAUGAAAAUACUGCUUUGUAUAAAAAAAAAACAAGAGAUGUGGAUGGAUCAAUCAAUGUGUACAAUCUCAUUUUAAAUACAUAUGUAUGUACAUAUACAUAUCAGUAUGAACUGUAAUUAUACUAAACAAUUAUUAAAAAAUGAAUUGAUGAAUCAAUAUAAAGUUAUAACAGCAAAAUCAAGACAGAAAAGAGAAUAAAAUAAAGUUUUAUUAUUUUUAUUAUUAUU